Messenger RNA from Chionomys nivalis (European snow vole), 819 nucleotides. Its product is annotated as oocyte-specific histone RNA stem-loop-binding protein 2-like. The record is from RefSeq and is a predicted model, not a curated record. Lineage: Eukaryota; Metazoa; Chordata; Mammalia; Rodentia; Cricetidae. Gene Ontology annotation, molecular function: histone pre-mRNA stem-loop binding; mRNA binding. Gene Ontology annotation, cellular component: cytoplasm; histone pre-mRNA 3'end processing complex. Gene Ontology annotation, biological process: mRNA transport; mRNA 3'-end processing by stem-loop binding and cleavage. The coding region runs from base 5 to 529 and encodes 174 amino acids. The transcript has 5 exons.
CAGAAUGGAGGUGUGUGGAAAGUUUUUGUCCUCUAGGAUAGAGAUGGUAAGUGUGGGAGUCAUCACAGAGCCCUGUCAUGCCAGGUGGGAAGUUGAGACAGAUGAGGUGGUCCUGCAGCGGCGACAGAAGCAGAUAGACUACGGCAAGUGCACACCUGGUUACCAGUGCUUUCUGCAGCAGGUCCCCAGGGCACAGCGACAGCCUGGGUUUCACCCUCAAACACCAAACAAAAACAGGAGGUACAGUCGCCGAUCCUGGGAUGCCCAGAUCAGGCAAUGGAGAAGAGCCCUGCAUACCUGGGACCCCCCAAGCCAGCCUCUGCAUGACAGGGAGGCAUUGGGGAAGGCAACUAAGAACUUCCUAAGGCCAGUGGAUUCUGCUCCUUUGGAUGAUCUCCGGGAGGACUGGCUCCAGGCCCCGGAAUCCUCAGAGAAUUGGGACAGAGGCCAGAAAGAGGCCCAGUUUGCAUACUUGAAGGGUCCUGUUUCCUCCCCUCCCAAGCUCAAAGAGGAAGAGCUUCACCACUGAGUCUACCGCUGUUUACCUAUCCCAGACGUGUGGGGUGCAAACUAAAGAAAACCCAUGUUUUGUAGGGACUCACUGCUACUACUGUCCUAGACAAGUGACCGGAACGACCACUUUCCAACCAAUUAAGAAGGACAUCUAAAACUACGACCUACUAGUGAUCACAGCACGGCAGCAUUUAUUGAAAACUUUUUAGUCAGCUGAGACUCCAAUUUACAGAAGAGACAGGAACCUCUAAGGUGGUUUGACACCCCCCCCCCCACACACACACCACCUAUAUCAACAUUCAGUUC